CGAAUCGGCUCCAUGAAAAAAAAACCAUCCAGUGACUCCGCUAACUCAAUCGUGAAAGAAAAGUAAGAACGACAUGGAUGUAGCAACACACGUUGUGAAAUUUGGUGGGCAGACGAAUGGAAGAGACAAGUUAUUUAGGACCGUCCAGUAUUCUAGUAAAUUAGUUUGGUGGGGCUUGGAGAACAGCAUUGGAACUCAAGAAACAAUUACCAAACUCAAAAACCUAGAAAAGGCAUUAAGUACCACGAGAAAGUUGCUACGUUUUGGCAAGAGUUUUGACAUGCUGCAUGCUGCGUUAAGAACGAUUCAUCAUCCAGAUGUUUUUGUACGAGUGACAGUAACAAUGUCAAAAAUCAACCAAGCCUUUUACCUCCUGUUUGAUCAUUUACUAUGGGCAGACAGAGUUGGUGUUUUCAAAACUGACAAGGAUAAGUACAGCAAGAUAUCAGCAAAAUUCUGGUUGGCAACAAUCAUUUUAAAUUUAUCGAGAGACUUUUACGAACUUGCAGUCUUGCUUGGUAAAACUGCAUUGGAAUAUGAAAGGGGAAAGAAAUCUGAAGAUAGUUUGAGAGAGAAUGGUAAAGUGUCUUCUUCAAUGGGUGAUGUUGCAGAAUACCAAAAUGAUGUAUUUAUUAUCUUUAGAAAAUGCUUGAGGGAAAAUGUGCAAGUAACAUUAGAUUUAGUGAAAAAUUUGGCUGAUCUGUUCCUUCCUACCUCUACUUUAGGUUAUCUUAAGUUGUCUCCAGGAGUGCAAGGUUUAUUUGGAAUCAUUGGCUCGCUGGUUGGCGUGCUCACUGUAUGGGAUGCAAGUUAUAAACUUUCACCAUAACUUGCAUAUGGGCUUGUACAGGUAAUUUAAUUUCAACCAGGAUAAUAUGAUCAUUAAUAAUUAACAACAUUCUACAAUGUAGUUCUGUGCCUCAUGGAUUUAUCAGCUAUUUUUAACCAACUUUCUGGCAGUGGGAUGAUGGAGUGUGAAAGUGACAAGUGAUAUGAGGUGAUUUAUGAUGACUUGAGCAUAGCAUUUUUGCUCAGAAAAUGUUCAUUGAGGGGUAUGCAAUUUCUUGGGUGUGCCUCACCCCUAUGUUUAUCACUCAAUAUGUGUUUGUUGGGGAAAACCCUCCAUAAAUACUACAUCUAGUAAUCAGCACAUUUUCAAUGGACCUCUUCCCCAAUAUGAGUAAAAACUAUGCAUAUUGUGAUUUCAGAAAGAAAAAUAUUUUAUGCUCAUUUUUUAAGUGACGAUGAAUUUUAAAAAGCCUAUAAAAAUGGUAAUUAAUGUUGUUAAAAGAAAAAAGUAUCAUUUAUGUUUAUAUUUUUAUAAUUAUUACAUCUUAUUAAUGGCCUGUGAAAUCAAUGUUUUAAAGUACUGUACAUUGUAAUUUUGUAUAUCUUUAGGGAUUAAUACAAGUCUUUACAAAUGAAAUAAAGUACAGUGUUUUCUUGUGAUUUGAUA
Anneissia japonica is the source of this 1456-nucleotide messenger RNA. Its product is annotated as peroxisomal membrane protein 11B-like. The coding region runs from base 74 to 829 and encodes 251 amino acids. The transcript is spliced from 3 exons. Gene Ontology annotation, biological process: peroxisome fission; regulation of peroxisome size. Gene Ontology annotation, cellular component: peroxisomal membrane. Lineage: Eukaryota; Metazoa; Echinodermata; Crinoidea; Comatulida; Comatulidae. The record is from RefSeq and is a predicted model, not a curated record.